AUGUGCAGCCGUGAGUUCGGUCACCGCGUGAAGGGCAUCUCUGUUUCCCGAUUCACCCCUGAGGAGGCAGCAGCGUUGGAGGAGGGCGGCAAUGGGGCCUUUGCUGCCGAGUACCUGGCCACCUGGCAGGCUUCUACCCUGCCCAAACCCACCAACCGGGUCCCGGCCAAGAUCAAGGAGUGGAUCCAGGUGGUGUUCCAGGAGCAGCGAUUCAGGGGCCCCCCAAAGAAGGCCUCCUCGCCGCAGCAGCGUGCACCCUCCCUGGGUCAGGAGGCUAAGCCAGCCCUUUUCAAGACCCCGUCGGCUGGCCGGUCCCCUGCCCCCCUGUCUACCUCAAAUGGCAACGGCCACGCCGCCGCCGCUUCGCCGGACUCGGCGGACCGCAGCAACGGCGACGCCUCCCACGUCAUCGAGCGACGCCUCUCGGAUGUGCUGGGCCUGAGCAUGCCGAAGCUGAGCGUGAGCGAGGUCCACUCCCCCGCAGCCUCCCCAGCCCCAGCCACUGCAAGUUCUGCGGAAGCCCGGCUGCCCGCCGCUGCACCGGAGCGCGGCAGUCUCCUGGACCUGAUGUCGGGGUUCUCGCCAGUGGGAGCCCAGGCCUCGGGGGUGCAUGGGGAGGAAUCUUCCCCCUGGGCGGCAUUCGACGACGAUGUGGGCGCCGGCGGCCCUCCCGCGCCGACCGAGCAUGUCCCGGAGCCUGCCGAGGCACCCCCGCAGACCGCAGCCGCGCCACUGCCCUCGCACGAGACGCACGGUUGGGAGGCGUUUGGCGAGGAUGCCGGCAAGCCUGCCGCGGCAGAGCCGGCGCCGGCGCCACACACGCUGCCGGUGCCUGCACCCGCGGCCACCGUGCCUGUUCCGGCGGCUCCCCCGGUGCCCAGCCCUCCGCCAAAGCCGGCGCCACGGCCGGAGGUCCCGCUGGACGUCUUCUACCCCGAAUUUGAUGUCAUCCGCGCCACGGGGCGCCUGCCCAACGGCCGACCCGUGCCGCCCCCCGGCUACCCCGUCCCCUCCGCCCUGGGCCCUGGCGCCCACGGCGCGCCCGCCCCCGCCUACAACCCCGCCCAGGCCGCUCUGGCGGCGCAGUGGGGUGGCGUGGCGUCGCCGCCGCGCCCCGGCCCCACGGUCCUCAUCCCCAGCCCGACACGGCCCAGGUCCAGCACCCCCUCCCCCAUCAGCAGCACCUACCUGGUGUCCUCCAGCGGCGGCGGGUCGGUGGCGGGGGCGCGCUUCCCGCCCUCCACCAGCAGCAGCCUGGGGAGCGGGGCGGGGCACGGCUGGGGCCAGCCCGUCUCGACCCCGGCGGCCGGCGUGCCGUGGUACGCCGCGCCCGCCGCGCCGGAGGGCUUCCCCGCCUCGGCCGGCCCCGUCAGUUCCUUCCCCGCGCCCGCCGCCCCCACCGCCCCCGCCCCCGCCGAUGUCUUCUCGGGCCUGGCCGCUGGAGCACGCCCAGCCUUCCCGCAGGCGCCGCCGCCGGCCAAGGCGCUGCCCCCACGCCCCUCCAGCCGGAACAGCGACUCGGCGGCGCACACGCUGUUCGGCCGCUCCUCCUCCCUUUACGACCUGGACGCGCCCCAGGCCCCCCAGCCUGCGCCCAGCGGCAACCCCUUUGCUUAG
Messenger RNA from Auxenochlorella protothecoides, 1617 nucleotides. Its product is annotated as Arf-GAP domain and FG repeat-containing protein 2. The transcript is spliced from 5 exons. The record is from RefSeq and is a predicted model, not a curated record. Bases 1 to 1617 code for a protein of 538 amino acids. Gene Ontology annotation, molecular function: GTPase activator activity. NCBI's taxonomy places the organism in Eukaryota, Viridiplantae, Chlorophyta, Trebouxiophyceae, Chlorellales, Chlorellaceae.